AUGCUGGCUUCGAGAAACCACGCAGGCAAUGUUACGAAGAAGUAUAUUUGCCCGGAAUGUCGGACAUCCGCUUUACUUUCGACCUUCUUCCAUCACAGUAAAAGAACGAAACUCCCAGGAUCUAAACGCACCCGUGCGCAGUCUACACAGCAUGGAGAGCCAUUCAGCACAUUGAGCUCCUCCCUGGCAUCACUGGAGACCUCUCGGGCCCCCAUUGCCACCUUUCGAGACAUCAGACUAGGCUCCUCCAGCACCUCGCGACCCCCUCCUUCAUCGUCCACGACCCCCGCUGUCACUUCUGACUCAGUAAUCCGCAACCACCUAAGAGCAUGGAGCGCCGAGAACAACAAGAAAAAGAGGAAAGAGGCAGAUGCCCACAGCGAUUCUCUCAAGCUCAAACGGCUGACGGUGUUGCCCAACUCCCUCUUCAUCGAAGAAGCAAGCCUCGCCGAUAAUACAUUGGGUGAGGACGAAGAACUGAGCGCAGGCGAUCUUCCUGAGAUAUGGGAAGAUGCUGUAGAGGGUGGCAAUGUCCCUCAUCUCGAUCCCGGCGACUUGAUAUGGUGGCAGCCCGGAAAAUACACGGCUGGCGCCGGUCGCUUUGCGCGUUCACAGCUCGCCAUCUUCUUGGGUACCCUAGGUUGGCAGCGACAGUAUUUACUAUCUGACGGCCGCUGGGUUGUCGAGCAAUCAGUCCAGCAGCCCAGUCCCAGGUACAAGCAGUUCGCUUCCCAGCAAGAAAUCGACCAGAUUCGGAAACACUUGCCAGUCAAGCCACUGGAGAUGCAGGCUACAGAUUUCGACGUCAAGAUGGGUUACAGCUUUGCCGGCGACACCCCCUCCGUCGACUCCGAGACUCUCAUAACGCGGCUUGCUCGUUUCGUCGAUGACAUGUCCACCUGGCGCCGGGAAAAUCUUGAUCUUCUCGACUCGCUCUAUGAACACAUCGCCGACGAAGAAAGGUACAUCUCCCUCUCGUACGAGCAAAUGGUGAGCAAAUUGCUGGGUACCAAAUACUCUGAAGUACCUCCUGCUGCACUCUUCGCGGUCUACAGGACACUGCGAAGGAAGCAUGUCGCUCAGAUCACCGUACUGAAAAAGACCCACUAUCCCUCCGCAACUGUAGCUAUCAUCCCCAAACGAUUGGCAAAGCGCUUUGAUCAAGUCUGCACAUGGGCUCGAGAAUAUCAAGAGGCGGCCGCCGCCGCCGCUAUGGGAAAGGACGUGACGGGUGAUCUGGCACGCAACCCCCUCUCUUCCUUCGUUGCAAAGGCAAGGCGCUUGAUCCUGAAGAGCCGCACUUUACGCUCUCCCACCACCAUUGGCAGUCUUGGACCGAGUUCCAUGCAACCUACAGAUCUUGAAAAUGGCAAGAUUCCCGUCAAAGAGAACGAUGAAACGUUCACGGAAGAGGACAAGAUGUUUCUAGAGUUCCUUUGGGAUUGCUAUGUUCGCUAUCCUCCCCCGGACAACAACCGAAACCUCGCCAUAGCCUCUUUGAUCCUCCGAGCUAUCGGUGCAUAUCCCAAGCUUCGCCUCGACCACAAUAUGGGGUGUCUUUUGCUGCAAGAAUUGGGUACCCUGCCACCGUGGUUCCUUCGUUCCGACCACAAUGUGACCCUCAAGAUCCCCGGCGGGAGAGGGAGUCAAGAGCUGACCCGUGUCUAUGACGAGGCGGACCGCUUCUGUCACAGAUUAGGUCUGAGCAAGACCCUCGAUCAUGGCUUGCUCGUAGACUCUAUGGCAUCUCUACGCCAGGAUUUUGAGCUGCCAGUCUACUGCAUCGACGCUGGAGAAACAAAUAUCAGAGAAGACGGGUUUUCGAUUGAGCCUAGCAGCGAAGGUACUGGUGCCUACUGGAUCCAUGGCCAUGUAUCACACCCAACUGCAUUCAUCGACCCAGAUCACAUCAUAGCACAGCGAGCCCUGAAGCUUACUGAGAGUGUCUUCCACAACACUUACGUUGCACGGAUGGUUCCUGACAGCUUUACACGAACAUUGUCUCUGCGCUCCGGUUCCCCCGCCAUCACCGUCAGCACGCUAUUCACAGAGGCUGGUGACGUGAUAGACAUCAAGAUUCGGCCGACUACGCUGCGAAAUGUGAUUUACCUCUCCAAUGCUGCAGUGGAACAUGUUCUCGGGAAGCCCGAAUACGAAGCCGCUACUCUCUCGUUGGGCCCUCAGGUUGGAUUGCCCCCUAAGUCUUUGCAACAGGCGGCACCUGCGGACAUCGAAAAAGCUCGUGCCCACCUAUCGGACCUUCAAAGACUGGAGGAGCUUCUCCUCGCUAGAGAGGAAAGUCGUCGACGAUCUGUGGCCGUGGCACCGGACUGGGAAGUCCAGGGGAGCCUUUCGACACAAAGCUACGUCCAUAUCAUAGGCAGCCGGUUUGAUGAAGACAGCCUGUUCCGGAGCCAACAAUACCAGGGCGAUCCUGCGAUCAGAAUUACAGUGUCUCGGUAUAUGCGACUGAAUCGAGUGAAAGAAAUGCCACGGUACGUUACCUUGACAGCGUUAUGUGGAGACCUGGUCGCAGAGUCGGCCGGCAAGUGGUUCCAGGACCGCAAGCUACCUGCAUGUUUCUUUGGAUCCUCGUACGCUGCAGACUUUCCCCCUGCCAAACUCAAUCAACUAGGCCGCGGCGAACAUGCAGAGUAUCCUUCGGGCAAGCUCUCGUCUUCGCCUAUACCUCACGUCCACAAAAGCCAUCAAGUCCAUUUGUGGUUCAGCAACCCUCUCCGACGCUAUCCAGAUUUGAUGGCCCACUGGCAGGUUGAUGCCUACCUCCGUGCCGAGGCCAGCGGAGCCGUUCAGCCGGGCGGUCCGGGCGACCAGCUGCCGUUGCCCAUCUCCAAGGAAAUGGUCGACAAGUUCAUCGUAGAACAUUCGCCCCGAAUGUAUGAGUGGGCACGUGAGAUCUCGCGCAACGAGAGGAAACAUUGGAUCACGCAAGCACUGUUCCGAGCAUUUCACUUCAGGGAGGCAGAACUCCCAGAGGUAUGGGACGUAAAUGUGACCUCGGUCAAUUCGACGCGGACUCGACCUGAUGACAGUGGGCUCAGGGGCGUUCUUCUCCCUUUCAACGUCUACGCGGUUAUUUUGGCAUCGAACGAGGGUUGGGAAAAGGGGGUGAAGUAUCGUUCGUUUCUGCCGGUGAAGCUGGAACUUGUUGACUUAGUCCGGAAGACGGUGGUCGUCCGUGCCGUUGGUCCUCCUAGCGAGACCUACACUCAGUCCGGCAGCAUUCAUAUCACGCCAAAGACACAUUCCCAGAGGUCAGAGGACAAUACCGAAUCUUAUGAGAGGACAACGCCCUCUGAAGAUGCGCCCGCUCCCACAGUCGCCGCAUCCGCCUAG
This is a messenger RNA of Fonsecaea erecta, 3357 nucleotides long. RefSeq lists its product as hypothetical. Gene Ontology annotation, biological process: mRNA catabolic process. Gene Ontology annotation, molecular function: RNA binding; 3'-5'-RNA exonuclease activity. The transcript has a single exon. NCBI's taxonomy places the organism in Eukaryota, Fungi, Ascomycota, Eurotiomycetes, Chaetothyriales, Herpotrichiellaceae. The record is from RefSeq and is a predicted model, not a curated record. Gene Ontology annotation, cellular component: exosome (RNase complex); P-body. The coding region runs from base 1 to 3357 and encodes 1118 amino acids.